UCAGAGUUUAUCUUUUUUCGAUCAAUGUGAAAGAAAAAAGAUAAACUAUGAACUAGUGCAGCCAAGAGUAGAACUUUAAGUGUACUGAUCACACCAGGGAAAAGUAUCUUCAUUUUUGUUUACAAUGCGAUGAACGUGUCAACGUGGGCGUAAUAAUACGUGGAAAAUGUCAAUUGCUCCAAUGCUAUAAAAUAAAAAAUUGCCAAUUAAUUAACCCACUGAUAAUAUGGAUCUGUCGGUGAACGAAGAAAAUUUGCAACAAAUACUGGACAAGUUGUCAGAAGAUGAGGUUUCUAUAAAGAAAAAUCUGGACACGAUUCUUGCCCGGCGAUGUCACGUGGAGGCAAAGCUGCAGAAUAUUGGCAAAGUAUUGCCAAAUGUUAUAGUGAUACGGACAGAAGGAGAAAAGUUUUGCGACAUGAUCGCUCGUACUAACGAGUUAGCUAAGAAUGUUAGCGCUAAAGUGAGACAAUUGGAUUUAGCAAGAAGCAGAGUUUGUGAAUGUCAAAGUAGAAUAAAUGAUAUACUAGAUUUGCAAUUAUGCAGUGAAGGGGUAGCCACUGCACUGCGCAAUGAGGAUUACGAGCAAGGCGCCGCGCAUGUUCAUCGUUAUUUAGCAAUGGACCAGCAGUUGCUGGAGAGAACAGCUGAAGAUGUAUCAGGUGAUCACAUUAGUAUUAGCAGUUCUCUGCUUACCUUGCAACAGGCUGCGAUGGAAUUGAGAGCUGUUGUUACACAUAAAUUUGAUGAAGCGGUGAAAUCCGAGGAUCUAGCAUCCGUUGAGAGAUUUUUCAAGAUAUUUCCAUUGUUGGGGAUGCACUUGGAAGGAUUAAAGAAAUUUUGCAGUUACUUGUGCACCAAACUACAUGAAACUGCUCAGAAAAAUCUACAAGCAGCACUAGAGAUUAAAAGUAAUGACAAGAGAGCAGCUGUUAUUUUUUCUGACACCAUGACUCUAUUAUUUGAAGGAAUUGCACGUAUUAUAGAAGUGCAUCAACCAAUCAUAGAAACUUAUUAUGGCCCUGGUCGACUGUUAAUGACAAUUUCGAUUUUACAAAAGGAAUGUGAUAGGCAAGUCAAGAAAAUUGUUACAGUAUUUACGAAACAUAGAAGUAUAUCUAAGAAUGUACAAAUGAUAAAUGAGUAUUUGCGAAAACCAAGUCCAGAAAGACUCGAUCCUAAAGAACUUGAUCUUCUGUUAGGAGAAAUUACUAUAAUGCAUUCGAGAGCAGAACUUUAUAUACGUUUCAUAAAAAGAAGGGUUAAGAAUGACAUAGAGAUCAGCACGACAGAUGAGGCACAACGUACAGAGUUGCUUAACGAAUUUGAAAUGACUGUAAACAACUCUGAAUUGGCACAUGGCAUGCAAGAGCUGCUCGGUGCUUAUCUUGCAUUAGAGAGAUACUUUCUCGAGGAGAGCGUGAAUAAAGCUCUGGGAAUGGACGCGUUAGAUCCAGAUCAACAAACUUCCAGUAUGGUUGACGAUGUAUUUUUCAUAGUACAAAAAUGCAUACGGCGGGCUAUGUCGAGUUGGAGCAUAGACGGCGUUUGCGCUGUCGUCAAUAUGUCUUGUGGCAUCUUGGAAGGCGAGUUUGCGAACAGAUUAAGAAACCGACUGCGUCAAGGUUAUCCAGCAGGCUAUCUGGACCUAGCACAAGCGUACAGUGCUCUCCAGACAAGCAUACAGCAUGGUCGUUUACAAACAUCAGAUACAGAAUGUGCCCGUCUUAUGUUCUUGGCAUAUUUAAAUAACACUGAUGUAAGCACGGAGUAUGUGGAAACGUUAUGUAAAAGUCUCGGUGCAGAGAUAGACGCGACGUUUCCCAACAUGCAGAAAAAAGAUAGAGGCAAAAUUGACAGCUGCUUAUCCAGUCUGAAAGGAGUUAUAUUGAUAUUACGAGGCAUUAUCGAUUGUGGCUUGGAGCAGUUACGCGUCAGUGCUGUAAAACCCAGAGUUACUCCAUGGGUUGAUGCAUUUCUAUCCAUAGAUCAUCACAUCAAUGAGGACGAGUUAUUAAGAUACGAAACGGAUGAGCCAUUUGUACAGACAUUAAUAAUGAAUUUAGAGGGUUUACUUGGAGGAUUCAAAGAUAGCCUAACAACCUCUAAUUACGAUGCACUUAUUGGACUUCUGACUGCGGAAGUUACAGCCCGUUUAGAAAAGGUGGUUUUGAAAUCAACUUUUAAUCGGGCAGGAGGUCUGAUAUUGGAUAAGGAAAUCAGAUCGUUAGCCAGUUACUUGGCGGCUGCUACGUCUUGGUCAGUGAGAGACAAAUUUGCGCGUUUAACGCAGAUCGCCACUAUUCUGAGCAUAGAGAAGAUGGAGGAAUUGGCCGAUUACUGCGGCGCGGACGCAAUAGCGUGGCGAUUAACGCCGUCGGAGAUGAUUCAGCAAUGGGCAAAUGAAUCAAAUACAACAAACGUUAAUGAUAGCAAAGCUCAUAAAAAACUUGUGGACAUUUUAAUGAAUUCAACUGAUAAAGAAUUCAUAGAAAAGGAAAUUUUCUACAAUUUGUUUACGAUGUUAGUAACGGCCAGUGACACCACUGCUGUUACGAUGUACUUUGUGAUCUUUAUGUUAGUAAACUUCCCAGAAAUACAGGAAAAAGUAUACAAAGAGUUGUUGGAAAUUUAUGGUACACAAACUCCAAAGGCAGCACCGGUUAAAUAUGAGGAUCUACAACAUAUGAACUAUUUGGAACGUGUUAUUAAGGAAACUUUGAGAAUUUUUCCUACUGUUCCUAUUAUCGCACGACAAGUGACGGAAGACUUCAAAAUAGGUUUACUAAUUUUUAUAAAUGAGCAUAUAUUAAUUGUUAAUUUUUCUUGAAAUUUAUUAAUUUGUCAUAAUAAAACAUGAACAAAUUAAGAUUCAAAAAUCUUAAUUUGUUCAUAUUUUAUUACGACAAAAAUUUCAAAAAAGGUUAACAAUAAAUACAUAUUUUCAUAGAAAUUUAUUUAUUUUAAUUAAUAUACUGGUAUUGAUUCUAUUAUUCUAAUAAUAUGACUAUCAGAAUAUUAAUUUUUAUUUUAUCUUAAUUUUAUUUUAAUAAGAAGAUUGCUACGUUUCUAUCAUACUUUUCUUUGCAAAGUUUAUAUCUGGAUAUUAUUUUUAAAAAUGUUUUAGGAGAUAUGUUUUAGGAGAAAUCUAUCCGGAUCAAACACCAAUGGAUUCGGCCAAUACUUUUUAUUUCGAUGCAUUUGAAUAAAUGAGAUAAGAAUAUCAGUAUGUUUUACCAAAAUUUAAUCUUUACAGGUUCUACAGUCGAUAACACGAUGUCCAUAUUUAAUUUUAUUUUAUCUAUUUCAAUGGUUUCAUUUACUUUAAAUAUGAAACUUCGUAUCAACGUCGCUAGAAUAGCUUUCAUAGACAUCAUUCCAUAUUUCAUACCUGCAAGUUUUUCAAUUAUAUGUAAAUCAAUCUCAUUAUAAUACAUAAUAAUUUAUUUAUGUUUACCUAUGCAAUUUCUUGGCCCGUCGCUAAAAGGAGCAAAAUAAAACAAAUGAUAAUUUUUUAUAUUUUCCGGAAGAAAUCUAUCCGGAUCAAACACCAAUGGAUUCGGCCAAUACUUUUUAUUUCGAUGCAUUUGAAUAAAUGAGAUAAGAAUAUCAGUAUGUUUUACCAAAACAUACUGAUAUUCUUAUCUCAUUUAUUCAAAUGAGAUAGGCCAAUACUUUUUAUUUCGAUGCAUUUGAAUAAAUGGGAUAAGAAUAUCAGUAUGUUU
Solenopsis invicta (red fire ant) is the source of this 3725-nucleotide messenger RNA. It is a transcript of the gene Cog4, whose product is annotated as conserved oligomeric Golgi complex subunit 4. The record is from RefSeq and is a predicted model, not a curated record. Bases 227 to 2830 code for a protein of 867 amino acids. NCBI's taxonomy places the organism in Eukaryota, Metazoa, Arthropoda, Insecta, Hymenoptera, Formicidae. The transcript has 14 exons. Gene Ontology annotation, molecular function: monooxygenase activity; oxidoreductase activity, acting on paired donors, with incorporation or reduction of molecular oxygen; iron ion binding.